Molecule: messenger RNA, 5616 nt
Organism: Fulvia fulva
Lineage: Eukaryota; Fungi; Ascomycota; Dothideomycetes; Mycosphaerellales; Mycosphaerellaceae
Exons: 1
Coding region: 1-5616 (1871 amino acids)
Biological process (GO): telomere maintenance
Cellular component (GO): chromosome, telomeric region
Molecular function (GO): DNA binding
Source: RefSeq, a predicted model, not a curated record
AUGGCGACCAGCUCGAUUGCAUCGCUCUCGCCCAGCGAACCUCCGCCAGCCGACCAGUCCAUCCGCGCAAUUGUGUCGCUCCUCUGGCCGUACAGCUCCUCCACCAAGCAAUGCGCAUUCCUACUGGCAGAACCGGACUUUCGCUCGCGGAGUCACAGAGGGCAGAUCCGGGUCCGCUUCCAAGGUGCCAGUGCGCAGGCGGUCGCGAAGGGCCAGAUCGGCAUUGGUGAUGAAGUUGUGCUUGAGCUGCGAGGAGCUUCAUGGGCGGCAGAGUCGAGCAAUGUCGUCACACCGGGGAAGAGUGUCGAAGGCGAGCUACUGUUCAGACGGGAGCUCGCCCUCAGACUCGUGAAGAAGGCAGAUGGGCUAGAGGCGGGUGUCAGCAUAAACGUCAGUGAGACGACUCCACCGCCCGAGGAGCACGAUGUCAAUACUACGCCUGCCCGACCGAUCCCAUCGUACCUGCGAGCGGGCUUGGGACGUGCAGAUGCCGUGCCUAUCUACUCCAGUCCGGCUUUUGUGAGCCGCAUGAGACUCUCUGGAGGGGACAACACAUCAUGGGACCCCUUCGCGGAUGUAGACAGGGAGCUGGAGGCAGAGUUGGCGAAUCCUAGGAAGAAGCAGAGAAUCAGCUUUGGUGGGGAUCUGAAGUGGAAGUUCGCAGGCAGGACACCCAGUCCGGAGAAGGAAGAUGUGCCCAUGACCACAGUCGUUGCGGAGCCGGAUAAUCAGGUCGCAGCGGCAGAGGUGCAGAGUGCUUUGGUGCAUACAUUGGAUCACGAGGACGACACACAGACAAGCCGACAGGCGACAUCUGAGCCUGAGACACUGGCAGACCAGCCGGCUGUGGCCACCAAUUCGACAAGGUCUUCUGUCAUGGCUCCACCACCCCUUCCACACCUUGAGAUGCCUUUUCAGUCAACGUUGCCUGGCAUUCUGAACCAGCCGCAAACGUCCAGUGACCCAGAUACUGGCCCACAUACGCCGAAGCUUCAGCCUGUGCCUUCUUCUGCUCUGCCGCUACCCUCCCCCUUCCCAGCAGAAGCCAAACAGCUACACAUCGAAGCGUCCAGCGCGACGACUGCCGCCAAUGAGCGAGAGAAUGUGAGACUCGCUGCUGGCCCGAUACCCAAUGGCAAGGACGCGGAAGCUAUCGAGCGCAGUGGACACGUGCCACUUCGCACGGAGGCAUCGCAAGAUCUUCUCAACGCUGUCGAAGAGGACGACGAUGAAGACGAAUAUCACCAGCCUAUACUUCCAGGACAGCCUUCUUUCUCGAGCAGUGUAGCUUCUACUGUUCCUCCAGAGCAAGCCUCUGGCGUUUUUCGCGAUUCUCGAAGUGACUAUAAUGAUGACGAUGAUAACGAUAGUGAUGAUCAGUACGAAGACAGCAAUGCUCAACGACACAGAGUCCCGCAUCCUGAAUACGGAUCGGAUACUGAAGAAGACGAAGAAAUGUACUCGCAAUAUACUCAGCAGAGGGAUGCAGGACUGGAACAAGCUGCCAGCGACCAUGAAGACCCGGACAAUGGCGACCAGGUGGAUGCCGAUGAUAUUGAAGAAGUAAUCGAAGACAUGGGCGAGCCACCCGACUCCGACGACUCCGACGAAGGAGAGGCCAGCGGAGCAAGCAGUCAGUUGGCCGAGAGCGAUGACAAUGACCUGGAGGACAUUGAUGAUCAGCCUCGUAUACGGUCUGCGCUCGUAGGGCUGUCAUCAGAUCCCGUGGAUGCUCCUCUUGAAUCAGGCCCCGAUAGAGCACAGCCCGACGAAACAGAGCAAUCAGUACCCGUUGUUCAAGAUUUCUCAGGCGCAUCAGCUCCGUCUGCCAAGUCCAUUACCGGCGACAAUACAAUCAAACUUUCGCAAGUCGGCAAUGCACUGUCAAGCACAUUUGCUGAAGUACCUGAAACGAGAUCUGCUGCACAGGUUCCAAUACAUACUCCAGCACGACCUCCGCCUGGGCUGUUCAGCCUCGAUGGAACGGCGGACUCAUUAAGGGUCCGCACGUCAACGCCGCAAUCUGAGCGGGACCGGAUCAUGAAGAAGACUUACAGCAGUCUGUUCGGCUUCGCAAAGUCACCCUCACCUGAGAAAACGCAGCCACCUUUGCUAGACUUUGGAACACCAACGCCAGCAUCAUCCAGCAAUGGCCUUUCACGUAUAGCGAAGGACCGCUUCGCUGCUGCAGGACUGUCUGUCGAGGAGACGUCGCUUGAGAAACAACCUAUCCUGUCGCAUGCGAAGAUUGAGGGUAUCCAGAGUCCAGCUGCCACAACGGCAACGUCAGCGACAGAGACACCUUUGAAAGAGAUGUCAGUGCCGGCUCGUGCUACUGUGGCAGACACACAGACCUUGAGAAGUGAUGCAGCAGCGUCUGUAACUUCUCCGCAGCCCAAGCAAAUGCCAGUGCCAACUCGUGCGACGGUCCAGGAUACGCAGAGUACUUCUGACAAAUCGUUCGCCAAGACAGAUGGUGUCGAAAAUGAUGGUGGCACGAUCUCGAAGUCUGUGAUGAAAGAUGACGCCGCUAAUGCUUUCGAGGAAUCGAACGCAGCUACUGAGGAGACUGGGCAAAGCUUGCCACUUUGCGAUGUGGACGAUGGAUCACUCCUCGAGGCUGUGCACAAUGCAGCACCGAAGAUACACGAGCAGGAUGAGCAGGACAAGGUCUUGGUAGAGCGGUCACCUAUGGUCGAGGAGACUCCAAUAGACAGACUGCAAGAGGCAGAGGCUCAGGAGACGCCCGAGCAGGGACGUCGCCAGGCAGAAGAUUCCGUUCCCGAUGGUGUUGCCAUCAACCCGAGCCUGGCAGCUGCCAUGGCUACCAAACCAGACGACACAGCUUUAGCAGGUGGUUCCACUAUGGAAGUGCCCGCGAGCUCUGCUCCACGACCAUCUCAGGUGGAAGUCAUCGAUCUAGGAGACAGUUCUGAUGCAGACGAGGAUACUCAGGACACAAAGCCCAUACAAGAAUCAACAGUACAGCCCAGCCAGUCAGCAAACCACAUGGCGUCCACGGCAUCUGAUCAAGAUAUUGGCGGUAAUGUCGACGCCGAAGCAACGACCCGCCAACAGGACUUCGAACGACUACUUUCACAAGCAGAGGCUCCCAGACAGCAUGGACAAGAAAGCGUUACGCAGAUCUCGCAAGGUAGCAUGCUCCAGUCGGACAUGCUUGAUACAACACAGACGACCGUAGAUGGUCGCUCCGAAAUCGCGACCCCCGACAUGGACGAGUAUGAUACCAUCGUGCCUGAUACAUCGCACGAUGAGUCGAUGGGCGUCUUUCAGGGACAACCAAACUUCUUUGACGAUCAAAUGCAUGGGCAAGAGUUCGAAGGCAAUGCCGCUCCUCAGCUGACCCAACAGACUGAUCGAUUCAACUAUGACCUCUCGUUCCAGUCAACAACAUCCAUUGCGACUGAUAAUAGCGAUCACCAUCAGGGCAUCACCACACAGCGCGAAGGCGUUGCAGAAUCUGGCCAAGAGACUUUGUCAGAGCAAGACGACUCGCGUGGCAUCGGAUCACAAGGCACAGUCCGUGAAGCCGGGUCACCAUCAACAGCCUUAGCGAACACAGAACAGCAGGUUGUGUCUCUUCCAUCCGCACCAAUUCAUGAGAUGCCACAAGACCAGCCUAUGUCCGAUGGCACCGGCAAUGAGCAUCACGCUCAAGGAUCAGAGCCUAGAGCCGGGCGCAGCACCCACGACGUGAAAAUGCACGAUGGAGAGCUUCGUAGCUCUUUCGUGGGUGAGACACUAGCUCAAUAUCCACAACGGCAGCCGGAUGUUGUACUAGGGUCCAGCUUCGAGAGCUUGCAGUCUACGGCUGUACCAAGUGAGGAUUUUGCAACGGAUGUGAGAUCUUUACGUGAGGCAGCUCAACUCGCAGAGAGUCAACUGCCAGUCAGCCAACGCUCAUCAUCCGAGCAGAGCUUGACACCUACGGCAGAUACCACCCGGCAACACGAACAUCGCUCAUCGCACCACGCCGGGUCGCACUCAGCUUUGCCAAUUAGUCCAGAAGACUCACAGCACAGACUAGAGUCGCAGCCCUUCGAGACCCAGCUUCCUUUCGAAAGUGUGCAGAGCGCGCUACCUUCGACUCCACAGCUGACACAGGGCGACUCACUGACAGGACAAGACAUAGCGGUCAUUGUCGAUCCUGCAACGGGAGACACAGAUGCCGCUCGAGCAGACGAAGCGCCGCCAACGUCUCCCCGGCAAACGCGCAGCAGCCAACGGGGCGCUCUAGUAGAGGGACUACAGUCAUCAGGGAAGAAGAGUUCAACCAGGAAAUCAUCGCGCAAGUCGCAAGCUCAAUCUCAAGACAUGCGAGAAGGAGGGGUGGAGGAAGCAUCAAGCGCUGUGCCUCACAAACCGAUCACCAGACAGUCUUCACUAGACCGACCGAUCACGCCACCGCCACACAAACAGAGAAGCCAAGAAACUGCCCUCAAGAAGAACAUGCUGAGCCCGGAGACCAAGAUGCCGGUCCGACGAUCGCCUCGAAAGGCACAGACACAGCCUGAGUCUCAAGAAGUGGCAGACGCCCGCUCCAUCGCGGCUUCAGACGUCAUUGAGUAUUCCACAGACCACAAGUCUGCCGUAUCCGUUGAGACGGCGCAUGUCACCAGAUCGUCCAAGAAAGUUGCCAAAACCACGUCUAGAUCGCAAGGCACGACUCGUGACCCGGAAGAUGAGGUCGCUGUCCAGAGCACAUCUGCUCACAUUGAUGACAGCCCGUUGCCCAAGACGCCAGCACGGAGGUCCAUGACAUCGCGCAUCAGCGCUGUACCUGCGGUCAUCUCAAAUUGGUUCUCGCCCAGAAGGUCCACUCGCCUGGAACCUGACCCGGAGCCUGAGGCGGAAGCUGAGAUCGAAGACGACAUGGAAGCCGAAGUGAAGCAAGGUAAAGAUGAGGUCGAAAUCGAGACGAAGCCCAGCCCACGUCGACGCAAGAGCAACGGUGUCGUCACCAAUUUGUCCUACUACAUGCCGCUUUCCAGCAUCAGCGACAAGCUCAACACCUCAAGCCAGACGUACGGCAGUAACACCCUCGACGUCAUGGCAGUGGUCGUCGACGAAACCAGCAAGCCUCAGCGAGCCAAGAGCGGACCUAGGGACCACUUCACCAUCUUCAAGAUCACCGAUCCUAGCCUGGAUACAGGAUCUUCAACGAGCGUGGAAGUCUUCAAGCACUGGCACGCGACUCUCCCAUCGGCGCAAGUCGGCGACGUGAUCCUGCUGCGCUCCUUUCUGGUCAAGUCAAAGAAGCGCCAGCCGUACCUCUUGUCCGGUGACGAGAGCGCUUGGUGUGUGUGGCGUUAUACGGAGGGCGAGCCAAGCAGCACCAUGUCAUCGAGUCAGAAGGGCACUCCUACCAAGGCGAAGCGGAUGCGCGACCGCAAUGGUAGCUUUUCCAUCGAGAUCAAGGGACCGCCGGUCGAAUACAACAGGCCACAGGAACUGCAGCGUGCGGAAGAGCUACGGGCAUGGUGGUUGGAAGCGCAGGGCGGACCGGAUGCGGCUGCGAAUGCGGAUGCGGACCCGGAUGGGGUUCCUGCCAGCCAGGGUAGUGGUAGAAAGACUAGGUCGCAGCAAAAGUUGUAG